AUGGAAGGCGAGCAUUCUAAACGACCUAGACACAUUAAGUCGUCGGUCCGUCAUCGUAGGUCCCCAUCACCAUCGCUUAGGUCCCCAUCACCUCCACCCAAUCCAACACUUGGUGGUGGGUUUGUUCCCACCCAAUUCAAGUUGUUAAACUUGAGGCCUUUCUCUAGCACGCUCAUACCAUUCAUAAAUUUGCGCAUGUGCCAUCUCUUCGUCCACGAGCUUAGAUAUAAAGUCCCGAUAGUCGAGUUCUUAUCUUCACUCUAUUUGGACCACAGUGUCCUAUAUUUCCAACUUAUGAACAACGAUCAUGCCCUGUCCCUUGAGCAAAUCAAUGCCAUUGUUGGGGCCCCCACAAAAAACACCUUUGGUCUCAAUGACCCACUCCCAGGAUACAGUGAUCUUACGUGGUGGACUGACCUUACACAUCGACAUCCCUAUGUCUCAAGUUCUGCUAAAGCAUCAUCUCUGAUCCACAUUAUUGCUUCCCUUGUUGUCCCUAUAGAAGAAAGAAGCACCAUUAGUGCUCUUGAGCUUAAAAUACUUUAUGCGAUGGCCCACCCAGAUGAUAACCUCAUUCCCCACUAUGACUCAUUCCUUUGCAACAAGCUCACCUGCCUCAGCACAUCACGGUCCGGAAAAAUCUAUUGUGGCGAUAUUGUUAGUUUGUUUGCUAAAAGUGCUCCAGUCCGGGCUCCAUAUCUCAGAAUUCACCAACCGCUGUCCGGUGAAUCCUACCUUACCACGGUAGUACUCGAGAGCAUGAGGAUGUUUCGGACGGAGUACGGGAACCACAAUUAG
This is a messenger RNA of Lactuca saligna, 798 nucleotides long. NCBI's taxonomy places the organism in Eukaryota, Viridiplantae, Streptophyta, Magnoliopsida, Asterales, Asteraceae. The record is from the annotation of a GenBank genome assembly.